AGAAACAUGGGAAGGUCUCCUUGCUGUUCAAAGGUUGGAUUGCACAGAGGUUUUUGGACUCACAGAGAGGACACAUUGCUUACCAAAUAUAUUGAAGCUCAUGGUGAAGGCCAUUGGAGAUCCUUACCCAAAAAAGCUGGCCUCUUUAGGUGUGGGAAGAGUUGCAGACUAAGAUGGAUGAAUUACCUAAGGCCAAACAUCAAGAGAGGAAACAUUACUUCAGACGAAGACCACCUAAUUAUCCGACUGCAUACACUUCUCGGAAACCGCUGGUCUCUCAUAGCUGGUAGACUUCCCGGUCGGACCGAUAACGAGAUCAAGAACUACUGGAACACCAAUCUCAGCAAAAGGCUCAUGACCGAUGGAACUGACCCAAACACACACCAAAAAAUAUCUCAGUCUCCGGCUCCCAAGGAAAACAAUAAGAAUAAGCAGACCCAUAAAGCCAAGAACACGAGCAGUACUGAAAAACGCUUGGUGCCCAAGAAACCUAAGGUCCAUUUCCCCAAACCCACCAGGGUCACUUCCUUUGUUAACUUACUAAGAAACGAUAGGUUAACCAGAGCUAGGACUACUGUACCUAAUGUUGCAGCUGGUGGUGAUAACCACACUUUGGAAAAUACUUAUUACGAGGAGUAUCUGCAAGCCCUUCUGAAUACCGUAGAUCAAGAUCAGAACUAUCAAGUUGAGUUUGAAUCGUUUGCUGAAUCGCUGCUGAUCUGA
Molecule: messenger RNA, 723 nt
Organism: Argentina anserina (silverweed cinquefoil)
Lineage: Eukaryota; Viridiplantae; Streptophyta; Magnoliopsida; Rosales; Rosaceae
Product: myb-related protein 308-like
Exons: 2
Coding region: 7-723 (238 amino acids)
Source: RefSeq, a predicted model, not a curated record